AUGAAGGCUGGUGGGAUAGCUGGUGUGUGCGUUGACUUGAUAUUAUUCCCUCUGGAUACCAUAAAAACCCGACUGCAGAGUCCCCAAGGAUUUAAGAAGGCUGGUGGCUUUCGCGGCAUCUACGCUGGCGUUCCUUCUGCUGCUGUAGGAUCCUUUCCGAAUGCUGCUGCCUUUUUUGUCACCUAUGAAUGUGUGAAAUGUAUGUUGCAUACUACCUCCCCUCCGUACCUGAGUCCAGUAACACACAUGGCGGCCGCCUCCUUUGGAGAAGUAGUUGCCUGUCUAAUACGGGUUCCUUCUGAAGUUGUAAAGCAGAGGGCUCAAGUUUCUCCUUCAUCCAGUACCUUUCGAGUUCUUUCCAACACCUUAUAUCAAGAGGGUAUUCAAGGACUUUAUCGAGGUUAUAAAAGCACAGUAUUAAGAGAGAUUCCUUUCUCUCUGGUGCAGUUUCCCCUUUGGGAGUCCUUAAAGGAUCUCUGGUCGUGGAAGCAGGGUCACGUGGUUGAUUCUUGGCAGUCGGCAACCUGUGGAGCUUUUGCAGGUGGAUUUGCAGCUGCAGUCACCACACCUCUAGACGUAGCAAAGACAAGAAUUAUGUUGGCAAAGGCUGGUUCCAGCAAUGCCAGUGGGAAUGUACUCUCUGCCCUGCACAGUGUCUGGAGGUCACAAGGGCUACCUGGAUUGUUUGCAGGUGUUGUCCCUCGAAUGACAGCAAUCAGUCUGGGAGGGUUCAUCUUUCUUGGGACAUAUGACAAAGCUCGCAGCUUCCUGCUCUGACUUGGAACAGAGAUUCCUGUGAAUAGUAGCAAAGAGCCAAAGAUCUGCUGCUCUCCGGAAAGAAUACACUCAUCAAAGUACUCACGCUCCUUCUCAGGCUUCUUUAUGGAGCCGAGGAACUGGUCAACAGCCUCAACUCGUAUUUUCACUAUAAAAAAAAAGUCCUUCAAUAAUCCAAUUUCCCUAACUUAAAAUUUCCCAGCAUGGAAAGCAGUGAAGUCAUAGAGAGACUUGUGCCAAAAAAGUAACGUGUGGGGGCAAACAGCUAAUUACAGCAUCUGCAAACAGCAUUAUCCGAACUCAUGCAAGGAAAACGUUUUGUAAACCAAAAGAACAUGGUUUGAGCAGCAAAAAUAGAAUAAAAUGAAUGUUCAUUAUCUAGAGACACUGGAUCCUCAGCAUUGGGGCUGCUUUUAGUGCAGUGGAAGAGUUGACAUAGCUGCAAUCAGCAGGCAUUUAAAGACUGUAGAAAGUAUUCUUAGUUGGGAGGCUGCUGGGGAAAAAUAAUGCCCAUUUGUUUCUGAUUUGAGCCAUAUUUUGAAAGUUUAUCCCACCGUUUAUACCUGCAGGUGCAUAGCAAGCACUCUUACUUGGUAACCAGUGUGGGGGUUUUAAUUAGACUCAGAUUUCGCCAGUAAAAGUACAAUGCUGUAUUAUUUUACAGGUAGCCCGUCCAACAAUGUUGCCUAUGAAAAGAAAUGCAGUUCUUGCCUUUUUUUUUUUUUUUUUUCCCUACCAAAAGGUGAAGUAGAUCUGGAUUUGUAGCAGUGAAGCACAGAACAGGAGAGAUCUGGCUGCAGAAUGGAAGUGACAAAUAGAAAACACAGGUUCUUCUCCUCGAUGAAAUGGCAGAUUGAGUAUAAUAGUUCUGAAGGGUGAGGCUAGCCUGUUCUCGGACUCUACUUAAAUUCUUCCUUUAGCAUAAAGACGCUACAGUUAAAAUCAGUUCGUGGAAUAGGUGCAGGGCCAAAAAGCAAACAUUAGCUGCUUGGCAAAAAGCCAUUAUUUCAGCUCAAUUAAAAUUAUCACUAGAAAGUCCAAGAUUUUGAAAAAUAAAAAAAUCUUGUCAAAUUUACAGCAGCAACUUAGUUACACCUUUAAAGAGCUAUAUUAAGAACCUGAAACUACCUUUCAGUUGCAUUGAAGGCACUUCCACAAUAAGGUUUUGUAGAAGCAGUGAGGCAGGCAUCCUAAUCAAAAUAGAUGCAAAUAUAAUUGAUAGCGCUAACACAGAGCCAAAUUAAGCUCUGCAGUAACGCCAGCAGCUUGGUCUGUACUACAGCGUAGUUUUUUUCCCCUGAAGAAAACCCUGUCACUGUUAAGCAAAUACAUGGAGAAACUGGCUGUCUUUAUGCAGGGUCCGGAAGUUUAGCCCUUGCUCAGAAAACAGUGGGAAAACUUGCAGAGCAAAAGGGACUAAUUCUUAAAAAUUGGAAUGUCUACCCGUCAUUGCCCACGCUCAUCCCUAGGGCAAUUUUAGUCCCAAACUGGCUGGCUGAUUCCGCUCCCUGCCAUGAUGCUGUAACAAUACUGCCGGUUUCGUCAGGGCAAUCUCAUUAAUGAUGUUACACAAGGUACUUUUCUCCAUUGUACAGUUGAUCCCUUUUUUCUGGAUGGGGGAAGGGGCAGGGGCAUGAGAGGAAUUCAUUCGGAAAAGCUAGCUACUGGCUCAAAGCUCUUUAUGGGCAUGGGCUUGGUUUGCUUUUCAACAAGUAGGCUGACACCGGAGGAUUUAUUAUUCUCAGCACAGGACUCAAAUUUCUCUUGGGUCCAUGUUUUGUGCUUUUGAAACAUCAGUUCUGGAAUCCGCCUUUUCUUAUUCUACAUGUUUUACUACCAACAAAGUGAAGGAUGGACCUCUAGACUUCUGUAAUGACAAUGGUCACAUGUGCCUCUUUCAUAGUCCCAGCCCAAGACAAUGGUAAAAUAUACAGAGUGAGUAUAGCAGUAAUUUAGAGUGAAAUACAUGACAAGGCUGUGGUGCAUAUCCCACAACCAAGCAUUCAAAACCCAGGCAAUUCAGAGUUAAGCUUAAGUAUACAAGAUAUCCAAGCAGGUUAAAGUAUGGCUACGCAAAGAUGCUUAACGCUGCUCUGUAGCGCUGCCAUGUACUAACCAUAGUAACAAUCAGUGCACGAAUGAGUUUGAACAUCUUUAAAAAUCUGCACCACCAUUUCUUCAUAUAUUGUCCCUCCUGCUGGGUGCCUGUCUCUCGCACUGCACCCAGUGGAAACUGGAAGUGCUUUCACAGUGGAGGAACCUCUCCAGUGGUCGGUUGAUCUCGCUUCCUUUUCGCCGGGGUUCUUGCUGUGGACCACAGUCUACGAUGAAGGCCCAUGAAAACCCAUUGGUGCUGCUAUAUGCCCGAAGACAGGUACAGCUCUUUUCCUUUACCUACCACUGAUCAUGCUGCUACGGCCCCUGGUUUCUGAGGACCGAUCUCAGGGACAUGCCAGCCUCCCCAGAUGAUGCAACCCUGCACUGAGUGGAAGAAUGGAGGGGGGCUGGUAUGGAGGCUACUUACUCUGCAGGUAAAAAGCAAUGACUGUGGAGCAUGAUAGUGGUUGCUGACAUAAGGACCUAUACUCUGUUUACCACGUAACAAACUUUCUAGGACAGCAUCGCACCUAAUGGCCCAACACUUCUUUCAGCAACUGGCUGGCUCUGUUCAGCGAGCCAUUGGAAUCAAAGUCAGUCCCCAAGGUACCAACUGAGGACAUCUGUGGCUUGAGCACAGUUGGAGAUGGCAGCCCGUGGUAGAAUUCUCUCUAGUAGAAUACUAUUCAGCAUGCCCUGCUGAAGGAGAAACUUUCAGUGAUGAAUAAUGGGGAAAGAGACCAUUAAUCCUUAAAAAACAAAAAAGGUCUUCAAUGACAGCCUAUGCACCAGAUACAAUUGAGAUUUAACUAUAUGUAAAGUUUGAAAAGUUUGUGUUAUUCCAUAAUUGAGGGCCCCAAAAAAAGUUGUCUGACACUAGACACUACAUUCCUUAAAGACCACAUUUUUAUUGUAUAUUUUCAGAGAACUCUCUCUUCUCAAAGAGCUGUAUUUUUGGAGAGACUACACUUAAAAAAA
This is a messenger RNA of Terrapene triunguis (Three-toed box turtle), 3852 nucleotides long. It is a transcript of the gene SLC25A26, whose product is annotated as solute carrier family 25 member 26. The transcript is spliced from 10 exons. The record is from RefSeq and is a predicted model, not a curated record. The coding region runs from base 1 to 777 and encodes 258 amino acids. Gene Ontology annotation, cellular component: mitochondrial inner membrane. Lineage: Eukaryota; Metazoa; Chordata; Testudines; Emydidae. Gene Ontology annotation, molecular function: S-adenosyl-L-methionine transmembrane transporter activity.